AUGGGAACCCUAGGCAGAGCAUUUUCCACCGUCGGAUUUUGUAUCCGUGAGACCGUAUCAAGGCAUCGGACACUGAUGAAUGUGUUUGAUAAGGCUCCGAUUGUGGAUAAGUUAUAUGGUUUUGGGCUUAGGUUGUCCUUCGUACGGAAUGCUGUUAUGUCACUGAGCAUUGUUACUUUAUGGGAUGUGAACACCAUUAUUGUUGGAUCAGGAACUAAUAUUCAGGACAACUCACUUGUGCAUAUGGCAAUAUCAAACUUAAGCGGGAAAGUGCCACCAACCAUCAUCGGAGACAAUAUCUGUAACCGAUGCACUGUUGAGGAUGAUGCCUUAUCGGGAUGGGUGCAACACUUCUUGACGGUGUGGGCGUUGAAAAGCAUGGCUUGGUUGCUUUGCGACAAAACACUAGAAUUCCUUCUGGAGAGAUAUGGGGAGGAAACCCAUCAAAGUUCCUCAGGAAGCUCCGUAAUAAGGAAAUUGAUUUUUUUUCCCCCAAAGUCAGCUGAAAAGUAUUCAAACCUGGAGAAGGUUCACGCUGCAGAGAAUGCAAAGCCACAAAAUGCGAUCGAGUUCGAGAAGGGUCUACGCAAGAGGUAG
Eruca vesicaria subsp. sativa (arugula) is the source of this 597-nucleotide messenger RNA. The record is from the annotation of a GenBank genome assembly. NCBI's taxonomy places the organism in Eukaryota, Viridiplantae, Streptophyta, Magnoliopsida, Brassicales, Brassicaceae.